UUGUGCAGUAUAGUCGUGUACAAUGAGGACUGAAUUGAUAUGCAGACUGUUGAUAUAGAUACCGAUAAUAACUGAUAAAAUGAAAAAAGGUCAUGGGUAUCAGCUUUUUAUAACUUCUAACGAGAAAUUAGUUAAAUUCACUCGGCUAGGACAGGCGUUACCCUGUAUGGACGACGACGAGUCCCAACAAUGAAUUAAAAAUACACUGGAAUUUAUAUCUCAUUUAAUUACAUUUUACGUUACACAGAAAAUUAAUAUAUAUAUUAGGUUAUGCGGCUGUUUUAAGUGUUAAAGGCUUUGUGAACAGGCACCUAACACGAUACCUAAAUGAGGACGUUUGGGUCCUUUCUCUCCUGGUUGCUGGCAAUGACGUAAUAAUCCUGGGGUCGAAACAAGCUAAAUAGUUUGUCUGGCUGGAUCGUCUUUUCUGUAUACAUUUUCCCCACAAGUGUACCGUAAUGGCUUUGGAAACAGUCCCUAAAGACCUCCGCCAUCUCCGAGCAUGUUUGCUUUGCUCCUUAGUGAAGACGAUCGACCAGUUCGAGUAUGACGGCUGUGACAACUGUGAGGUGUACCUUCAGAUGAAGGGGAACCGAGAGAUGGUUUAUGAAUGCACCAGUUCUUCAUUUGAUGGCGUGGUAGCCAUGAUGAGCCCGGAGGACAGCUGGGUAGCAAAAUGGCAGAGAAUAGGAAACUUCAAGCCAGGCGUCUAUGCGGUGUCCGUUACUGGCAGACUACCCCCAGGUGUGGUGAGAGAGCUGAAGAGUAGAAGAGUGAUUUACAAGUCCAGAGAUACGGCAGUGAAGACAUAAGCGACGAGGACACCUUGGCCUGGAUGUCUCUUCGGCAACUCUACUUUUGUAAAUAGUGGAAAAAAAAACAUAUUUUCUUUCAUUUUCACGUUCGUGUUAAUCUUCAGGAACUUCCCUUCAGAAGUUGUCUUUGUUCCAUGACAAAUAAAGGUCUUGUGUUUUAGAAUUGGU
Messenger RNA from Doryrhamphus excisus (bluestripe pipefish), 983 nucleotides. It is a transcript of the gene supt4h1, whose product is annotated as SPT4 homolog, DSIF elongation factor subunit. Gene Ontology annotation, molecular function: RNA polymerase II complex binding; zinc ion binding. The record is from RefSeq and is a predicted model, not a curated record. Gene Ontology annotation, biological process: transcription elongation by RNA polymerase II; regulation of DNA-templated transcription; transcription elongation-coupled chromatin remodeling. Gene Ontology annotation, cellular component: nucleus; DSIF complex. Lineage: Eukaryota; Metazoa; Chordata; Actinopteri; Syngnathiformes; Syngnathidae.